CUGGCGCAGCAUGGCGGAACCGCAGGUGCAGUCGGCGAUGCCGCUCUCCAACGUGCAAAAGCUAAAGCUACAGCUAUUUCACCGCCUGCAGCGCCGCCACCGCGACGCGUGGAAACGUUACUGGGGAUCGUUCCAGCUAUACCUGGCAGCCAAGCUCUCGCUGGAAGAAUUCCACUCGCUGGCCGAGGAGUUAUUGGGGCCUGACAAACACUUGCACAAUAAAUUUGUGGUGGCGCUAUUGAGUACGGCAUACCAGGAAGUAGGCGACGGAGAGCUGCAACGAUAUCCACAGCUACCCUCUGCACCGCAACUGCAAGACCACAGAGUCGAAGGAGGAGGGGCGGCUGAGGUGCAUACGGUAGCCAAUGGAAGCCCCAGCUCGACGAGUAGUAAGGAUCCAUUGCUGCAAAUUAUCAAGGAGGAGGGAGCCAGACACGCGACCACACAGCACUGUUGCACCUGCUGA
Phytophthora infestans T30-4 is the source of this 466-nucleotide messenger RNA. RefSeq lists its product as uncharacterized. Gene Ontology annotation, molecular function: transcription coactivator activity. The record is from RefSeq and is a predicted model, not a curated record. Gene Ontology annotation, cellular component: SAGA complex. Gene Ontology annotation, biological process: regulation of transcription by RNA polymerase II. NCBI's taxonomy places the organism in Eukaryota, Oomycota, Peronosporomycetes, Peronosporales, Peronosporaceae. The coding region runs from base 11 to 466 and encodes 151 amino acids. The transcript is spliced from 3 exons.